AUGCUCUCCCUCGCGUCCCGGAGGGCAGCGCGUAUCCUUCUCGUCCAUGGCCGGCCCACCAGGAGUGUUCCGCGCAGUAUCCCUCGCGCCUCUCUCGCCCCCACCGGCUCCCGCACCUUCCUGAGCUUAUUCAAGAAGAAGCCCAGGGCCGCCAACGAGCCAAGCACGGAAAGGGCUCCGCUGCUCUCGCAAGACAAUCUCUUCCACGAGUUUUCCAAGUCACCUAUCCCAGACAUCCGCGCGCGGGCUUCUGCCAUCCGCCAGCUCGCGCCGUGUCCGGUCUGUGUGGACGAGGAUCACGGCGUGCACACCCAUGAAGACGCGAAGAACGAGCCGAAAGCGGUCGCGUUUGACUGUCCAGAUUGCGGCUGGCCGACACAUUGCUCGGAGGACCACUGGAAAGCGGACAAGGAACACGCGAAGUACUGUGGGAGGCUCAGGGAAGUGAAUGAGGAUGAGCACGACUUGUGGAGUGGCCGGAAGAUGACGGAGUUCGACAUGCCUGGUCCGCACGACUUCGACGCCGCGCUCUCGUUCUCAAAUUGGGACGUCUUCUGGUAUACCAGAGAAUUCCCGUCACUCAACACGGACAGGUCACGGAGACACACUAGCAAGAUCCUGACCUACCCCAUCACCAUCGGCUCCGUGUUGCACCAAUACAGCUAUCUCACCACGAGCAAUCAGCGACUUACCCGGGAAGGGAGUCGGUCACUAGCUGCCCUCCGCACCAACCUUCACGUCCCUCUGGGGACUCCUGAGACGCCAAAGGCCGCAGAAACCAAACCUCAAAUGAGGAUAUUCAUUCUUGGAGCACGCGCAGAGUCAUCGUUACCUCCUCAUGUCUGGGAGCAGCUCACGAUGCUCUUCCCGUCCGCCAUGUUUCACAUCUACUUCAUCGGCCCCCAGGUUUCACUACCAAGGCCAGCAAGUGAAGUCUACAAGCCUUCUAGUAAACCAACAACAUCCAGCGAGCAACCUGCUCCAGCAGCCAAAGAGUACUCCUCAGAAACCACUCAAGCCUCUUCGGAGAACACCGGCGGACUGACUGACCCGGAGCCCUCGUAUCUGCCCAAUGUCUACGAGCCCCCUACCCCUGCUCCCAUCCCGUACCUCAAGCGGACUCGAGACUCGAUUCAGCGUUACGGCGUCCCUUCGUACACGGUCCCAUACACUGCGGCUCUCACCAUCACAGGCAUGCGCGCGAACUAUUCAGAAGUGCACCCGCAGUUCGCGGAAACCUUCGACCCUUACACGGACUGCUUCUUCAUGUUCUCCCCCGGCUUGGGCUUCCCUUCCCAGACGUCGAUGGACCCGGAGACAGGCAAGCCCUACCUGCAAGUCGCGUCGCCAACCGAGUGGGGUCCUGUCAUGCCUCAACUACUGGCCACCAAGUGCCCGAUCUUCAUCACCGUCCUCUCGACCGCCCCGGGAGUAGCAGGGGAAUUCGACUGGAUUGUUACUCCCGGACCUAACGCGUUCCAGAGCGAAAAGUGGGAGGUCGCGGACUUCGACCCACGGGUGAUGGUGAGGACCAACUGGGGAGUGUGGGGUAUUCGCGGAAAGAGGCGGGACGUACAAGAGCAUCGCGGCUGGCUUGGGCUCUCCCUUGGCGCGCCGGAGUAG
Molecule: messenger RNA, 1623 nt
Organism: Epithele typhae
Lineage: Eukaryota; Fungi; Basidiomycota; Agaricomycetes; Polyporales; Epitheliaceae
Product: zinc-finger of mitochondrial splicing suppressor 51-domain-containing protein
Exons: 4
Coding region: 1-1623 (540 amino acids)
Cellular component (GO): extrinsic component of mitochondrial inner membrane
Source: RefSeq, a predicted model, not a curated record